Messenger RNA from Talaromyces rugulosus, 3465 nucleotides. RefSeq lists its product as uncharacterized. Gene Ontology annotation, biological process: mRNA export from nucleus. The coding region runs from base 1 to 3465 and encodes 1154 amino acids. Lineage: Eukaryota; Fungi; Ascomycota; Eurotiomycetes; Eurotiales; Trichocomaceae. Gene Ontology annotation, cellular component: nucleus; transcription export complex 2; cytoplasm. The transcript is spliced from 4 exons. The record is from RefSeq and is a predicted model, not a curated record.
AUGCCUAAGUCUGGGAGCGUUUUGGGCGCGACCCACACAGGCCAAAACGAUGCGACAGCUCCAGGGCGUGGAAGAGGCCGAGGGCGCGCCGCCAACGGGAUGAAACCAUUUGCGAGCCGUCGAGGAGGAGUUCCUGCGCGUGGGAGAGGUCGGGGCCAGCAGCCAUCACAACCUGCAGGUAAUAACGCUGGAACCAAGCUGGGGACAGAGCCAUUUGCUGGUACGGCCUCAUCGAACUCGCCCUUUGCUCAGAUCAAGAACAACAAUUCUUUUCUAUCUGCGAAUGGGUCGAGCGCGCCUCUCAUGUUCGGAAAACCGUCCCCUACCCCAGAAAGCACAACUGUGACUGGAUUUGGCGCCCCUUCCGUUGUGUCUACAGCGAUGGAGAAUAAUGUGGACCAUGCGAGAGAUCCUCGUCCUGGCGCUGCUUCUAAACGACUAGCCCACAGCAAACCUACCCCAGCUCCGCGCAGCAACGGAGGUGGCAAGACAGUAGAUUAUCAAGAACGCUAUGAAAAGCUCAAAGCUGCACGGAAUAAGCAAAGAGAAACCCCUGUCAAGCCAGGCACGGCCGAUCCCAGCCAAGCGCAGAACAAAACCCCGGUUGGCACAUGUACAGCUAUGUGUCCAGAGUUUGAGAGAGUGGAAAGGAUGGUCCAAAAAAUGAUUGAUAAAUGCGAGAAAUCAAUAGAUCCUUCGACAGAUACCCUUGAGACACGAGAGUUGAAGAUGGUGAAAAGGUUCAGAAGAUCCGCUGCGGGCUACGACGAGCAGCUACCCUCCGAUAUUCGCACCCCGUCCACGCUUCUUCAAACAAUGAACUACCUCAUCCGGUAUAUUCUUAGCGGCCCUGAGCCUCUAGGCUUGAUCCAUAAAUUUGUCUGGGACAGGACUCGGUCGAUAAGAAACGAUUUCUCCGUGCAACAGUUGACUAAGAUCGAGGAUGUGAAAAUAGCAGCGAAAUGUCUGGAACGGAUAGCGCGCUUCCAUAUCGUUUCUUUGCAUUUACUUUCUAGCCCGGACAACGAGGAACAAUUUGAUCACCACCAAGAGCGGGAACAACUCAACAACACCAUGCUUUCUUUGAUGCAUUAUUAUGAAGACAACAGAGACCGUAUAGAUUUCCCCAACGAGGCCGAGUUCCGCGCAUAUUACAUUGUCUUGGCUAUCCACGACCAGCGCCACGACAUUGAAGAUCGAGUCCAAAGAUGGCCGCAGGAAAUUCUUGAACACCCCAAAGUCCAAGUCGCCUUGGACCUCUUAGCAGCCUCUGGCAACGCUUGGGAUUAUCAAAGUGUGCUAGAUGACUUGCGACCUAAUGCCAUAGCGCAAGGGUUCUACGAGAGGUUCUUCAGUCUAGUGGAUUCUCCAGCUGUGUCUUAUCUGAUGGGCUGCGUUGCAGAGAUUUACUUCAGCAGUGUUAGGCAGACGGCUAUCAGAUCAAUUUGGAAGGCUUGCUGCCGUGUACCAAUCUCUCAGCAGCACAAAAACGAAGACUGGACAUUAGACGAACUCACCCGAACACUCUACUUUGACGAUCAUAUGCAAACCGAGGAGUUUUUGGAAGAGCAAGGGCUUCAGUUGAUGGAAAGGGAUGAUGGAGUGCCGUACUUGAACUGGGGCAGUAGCUCUAUCGAUACUGUUGACUUCAACCCUUCUUCACGGCACACCUUUUCGAGAAGUUACGUCGAAACGAAACGUGGUUGUAGAACUCUUGCCGCCAUCAUUCUUGGGUUGAAUGUACAGCAAGCAGCAUCUCGAGGCAUGGUUGAUCUCUCUUUGGUUGAGUUACCAGAUUCACCCAUCGAAAAUGAAGAAGACAAUGAGCUUUUCGUCCGCCAAGAUGAGCCCAACGAUACUGAAAUGUCCGCAAUGCAAAACGAUCAACCUUCAAAUCCUUUCUUCCCUCCUCCUGCACCUUUGGAGAAGCCAGAGGUACUCUCUUCACAACCUUCAUUGUCUAUUUUUGGGAGUAGCACGGAACCCAAGGCUCCUCACAACCCUUUCGCGUCCAAUAUUCCUCCCAUAACUUCCUCCACUGAGCAGCCAAAAUCCGUGUUCUCAUUCCCUUCUCCAUUUCAAAAUACAAAUACCACGUCGACGUCAGAGUCUUCGUCAACUAUCACUUCCGCAGCAGCACCGCCUGGUCCAUUUUCUUCAUGGCCAUUGUCCUCUCAAGGCCCUUCGUUUUCAGCGACUCCUGCUCCGGUCACGUCUGCUGAACCAUCAAACCCGCGGCCUUCAUGGCUACCAGCGUUUCCGAGCUCAACCACCUCGCAAGCCUCUCCAUCUACGUCAGUCCUACAGACAUCGAAGCCACUCUUUGGAUCAACGCCACCUUCUUUCAUCUCGCCUUUCACAAGCCAGCCGAAAUUCGGAGAUACUUCCACAACUGCCGUGUCAACAGAAACAUCUAAUACGUUGUCAUUUGGGCCAUCGGCACCAGCUAGUUCAUUUGCCAUACCUGCGCCUUCGGCGAACCAAUUUUCGAGCAUAGUCCCAGAACCCUCGACCAUAGCGCAACCGGAACCGGUGGCUGCGGAAAAUCCUCAACCAUCAUUUGCAGCACAGUCAUCGAUCUUCUCAAAUCAACCGUUGGUACAAGACACUUCGUUGCUAUCUUCCAUCCCACCAGCGCAAGAUAGCGUGGAGCCGAUUCCAAGUGUAGAAGAAGUCGAAUCUCCCUCAAACACUCCUCCCAUGGAAGAACAAGAGCCAAUCGUCGAGUCUCCACCGAUAUCAGAAGCAUCUGCGGAGGAGAACCAAGAAUUUCGCAAUUCGUGGAUAGAAACUUUGAGACAAGCGGCAAUGUCUAAGCGGAAAAUCCCGCCCAAUCGAAAGCGUCCCUUCGAGGCAGAGCCACAGGUGCCGCGAGCUCGGAAGCCUAAUGCACUGCCUUUGCAGGUCCAGGAUGCACCUAAUCAAGCUGUUCCCAAACCUGCGCCUGCACGGCCUAAACCGAAAAAGGCGUCCCUUGCUCUUGCUUCGAUUGCACCUCUUCCAACACUCCCAAUUCUUGAACAGGUAAAGAAAAUGACGCAGAUCAGAAAGCAAGAAGACGAAGUCGAAAGCACUAGAUCAUCGCAAAUAGAUGAGGACGAACUACUGCUUUCUGCCGCUCGAAUUGCAGCGGAACAGUUGAAGAACGGGCCAAGACUUCUAGAACACACGCCCGAUUAUUCUUAUCUCGACCCACUCCGAUCUUCUACAUAUCUAGGGCGGAGUACGAGCUCGGCAAGAAGUUCACUCAACACGCCAUCGCCUUAUGCCCGCAUUAAUGGUUACGAAGUCGCCUUGGCACCAGAGACUCCCCUUGGCCUUGGCCGCACGUUGUCGCGAACUGAACAGCGUUUAAGGCUCACCGGAGGAAAAGGACUGGCAUAUAAACCCCUCCAGCGCACGCCCGAUCAAGAGACGGAAACGGGCAAGAAAGCAAAACGAAAGAAACUAAAAAACGGAUCUUGA